AUGCCCGAGUCCAAGGCUGAGCAGAUCGACCGCGCGCAGGCCAACCUGCCGCUUCCCGAGGAUCCCCCACGGGCACCGGACACCAACUCGGCGGACGCGAGCGCGGUCAACGUCGGCAGCGGUCGUGUCAGCGGUACUUCGGACGCCGCCUCGACGACGGGACUGCGCGGGGCGGCCACCAAGAGAAGCGAGGACGCCGACAUGGCGAGCGUCGGACGGCAAGGCGUCGAGGCCAAGCUCUCCCUCCACCUUGGCCUCUUCUCUCAGCUUUGUACCACCACUUCUCUCUUCCAUCCCUCCUGCCCUCAGUCCAUGCACCGCCUCCUCUUCCGCCGCGCCUUCUCCACCAGCAUCGCCACCACCACAACCAUCACCACCGCAUCGCGAACCAUGGCCACCGCCGCCGCCGCCGUCGAGUCGGCCUCCAAGCGCCUCAAGACCGGUGACGAGGGCAGCGGCCUGCUCAUCGGCACCCACAGCGGGCACUUCCACGCCGACGAGGCCCUCGCCGUGCACAUGCUCCGCCAGCUGCCCGCCUACGCCUCCGCCUCCCUCGUCCGCACGCGCGACCCCGCAACCCUCGCCGGCUGCCACACCGUCGUCGACGUCGGCGGCGAGUACGACGCCGCCCGCCACCGCUACGACCACCACCAGCGCGGCUUCACCACCACCUUUCCCGGCCGCGCCACUAAGCUGUCCUCCGCCGGGCUCAGGCGCUUCUCCGACGGCGGGUUUCACCUCGGCGCGCUGGUCGGCCGCCUGAACUCCAGCUGGAACGACCCGGUGCCCGCGGACGACACGCCCGAGGCGGCGCAGCGCCGCGAGGACGAGCGCUUCCUGGCGGCGAGCCGCCGCAUCGGCGAGGAGUUUGACCGCGAGGUCGACUACUACGCGUCCGCGUGGCUGCCCGCGCGCGCCGUCGUCCAGGUCGCCUUUGCCAAGCGCGCCGAGUUUGACGCGCAGGGCCGCGUGCUCAUCCUCGAGGGCCAGAGCGUGCCCUGGAAGGACCACCUCUACACCCUCGAGAAGGAGGGCGGCGAUGGCGCCGGCAAGGUGCUGUACGUGCUCUACCAGGAGAAGCCCGAGCCGGGCGCCAAGUGGCGCGUGCAGUGCGUGCCCGAGUCCAAGGACUCGUUCGUCAGCCGCAAGCCCCUGCCGGAGGCCUGGCGCGGCUUCAGGGACGCCGAGCUUGAUGGCAUCGCUGGCGUCGAGGGUUGCGUGUUUGUCCACGCCGCCGGCUUCAUCGGCGGUAACAAGACGUUUGAGGGCGCCAAGGCCAUGGUGACCAAGGCCCUCGCCGUAUAG
This is a messenger RNA of Cordyceps fumosorosea ARSEF 2679, 1305 nucleotides long. Its product is annotated as MYG1 protein. The transcript is spliced from 3 exons. The record is from RefSeq and is a predicted model, not a curated record. Gene Ontology annotation, cellular component: cytoplasm; nucleus. The coding region runs from base 1 to 1305 and encodes 434 amino acids. NCBI's taxonomy places the organism in Eukaryota, Fungi, Ascomycota, Sordariomycetes, Hypocreales, Cordycipitaceae.